GGCACCCGGCGAGGUACACCACAGGUACCAUCCGCGGUGCACCAGCAAACGUGGCCCAGGACAACAAAUACUGCGACCACAGUGACUAAAGAAUAAUGACAGUGAUGGAUUGUUAACUAAAUAAAAAUGUAACUGACUUUUAAAAAUUCUAGACAUAGUGCUACCACAAUUCUUGUGGGUUUGAAAUGUUGGUGUAAAAAGUUCGCGAGGUCCCACCAUGAGGCUAGCUCGCAAGAAGGCCGCGCAGGUUCAAUUACAGGCCGAGCUCAACACUGACGAGGAGUGGAACAAGUUUCUGACUAGAGAUGGACUGUUGGUGGUGGACGUCUACUCGGAAUGGUGCGGUCCGUGCAUCGGUAUGGUGGGCAACCUGAAGAAGAUCAAAGUGGAACUUGGAGGCGACAACCUGCAUUUAGCUGUGGCAAAAUCUGACACAAUAGAAUGUCUGAAGAGGUUCAGGAAACGCAGUGAGCCUACCUGGAUGUUCAUAGCGUCGGGCCAACUCCUGAACGUUGUGUUUGGAGCGGAUGCACCCCGCAUCGCCCGCACUAUAGAAGAGGAACUCCGAAAUGAGGAACUGGCAAAAAAGGGAGAACUGGAGCGACCGAAGCGAGCUCCGCAUGAACUCACUACUCCAGAACAGGAGGUAGCAAAUGCUCAACAGAAGAUAGAAGAAGAGAAGAAAGCUAAGGAAGCAGCGGCGGUGGAGGCGGCGAGGUUCGCGAGACGGGAGGCGCGCGCCAAGCGGCUGGAGAUGCACUUCAACGACGUCUGCCCGGCCCUCAUGCUGCCACACGCACAGAAACACUUGAGGAAGAUCACUGAUACCAUUGAACCUUUUGGUGUCAUCUUGGCGGACAAGUGCCCGAUAGUAGUGGGCAAGGAAGGUGCCAAGAUCUUGGCAGUGGAGGAACCAGAGCUUGGAGAACCAAAUGCAGCAGCCGCGAUCAUUGAGAGACCUUCACUCGCUUUACUGUUCAAGAAGAUGCCAGAUAAAGAGGGAGAUAUUAUAGAAUUAACUCGUCGUGCACUUUGUGGCGACGGCCUGGCAGAAGACGACGACGCCAGGAAGAAGCUCCCAGUCACGGAGCUGCGCGCAGACAACACCAUCGGACUCUACGUGCCCAAAGACAGGCACGAAAGAGCCGCUGUACUAGACGUUUUGUUCCCCAAGAUGGUAGGAGCGGUGGUAGAGCCGGCGGCGCGGGCGGAGGCCCCGCACGUGGCUCUAAUGUUCGGCGCGUGGCAGCGGCGCGCCGUGCUGUCCAUGUGCGGGCCGCCCGACAUCGCGCGCCGCCUGCUGCGGUACGGGUUCUACGCAGACGCCAACCUGGACGAGCCACGACUGCUCGCCAAGGAUAUAGACUCCUAUGAACUCCGGCCGGAGAAGGACUACUGCGAGACCAUAGUCCUGAUGAUCGCAGUGGGGCUAGCAGAGCCCGAGUUGGCAGAGCCUGAAGACAUGUUCCCUGAAGGUCCACCAGAGGAACUCCUGGCUCUAGGCCCUCUACACGUUAGCGCUGAUGCAGUCGUGGGACAGGAGGAGUGCUCCAGAUUCUUCCCACCAGGGUACAGUGAGCCUGAGCGGAAGCCCAAGUCCAAGAGCAAGAAAAAGAAGAAGAAGCGUCACGCGAGCAAAGAAGAUAACGCAGAAGAAUCUCAGGACCGCACUCAGAGUACGGAGAACCCGGAGACCGAAACGAAUGGGGAUACCGAGAAUGGGGACGAUGGUGAGGAAAAUGGGGACGGCGAGGAGAAUGGGGAUGAAGGGGAUGAGGAGGACAAUGAGGAUCAGCAUGCGGACAAGGCUACAUCCCCACCACCACCUACACCACAUUGAAUGUUAUACCAGAGGAAUCAUUAUUUUGGAAAUAUUGUCUAUGUGGACUACUUACAGAUAUUUUACGAAGAAGUUUAUGUUUAUUACUCUGUUAUAUGUUAUUUAAGUUACAUAGUUUAAGCAAAUACUAUCAGACAAAACGUUUGGAAUGAGUGCUAUAGUCACAAACAAUAUGUGAGUGACAUAAUUAUCC
Messenger RNA from Spodoptera frugiperda (fall armyworm), 2033 nucleotides. RefSeq names its product thioredoxin domain-containing protein 3. Lineage: Eukaryota; Metazoa; Arthropoda; Insecta; Lepidoptera; Noctuidae. The transcript has 11 exons. The record is from RefSeq and is a predicted model, not a curated record. The coding region runs from base 218 to 1840 and encodes 540 amino acids.